Molecule: messenger RNA, 1146 nt
Organism: Chanos chanos (milkfish)
Lineage: Eukaryota; Metazoa; Chordata; Actinopteri; Gonorynchiformes; Chanidae
Gene: mansc4
Product: MANSC domain containing 4
Exons: 3
Coding region: 1-1146 (381 amino acids)
Biological process (GO): epidermis development; epithelium development; extracellular matrix organization
Cellular component (GO): plasma membrane
Molecular function (GO): serine-type endopeptidase inhibitor activity
Source: RefSeq, a predicted model, not a curated record
AUGACUGUUUUAUGGAGGCUGUUCACAACCCUAAGUUUAAUUUGUUACACGGAAUCCAAGUGUUCUCCGACGUCUUAUUACAAAAACUGUUGGAUUCGGCGCUUCUCUGGUCUUUUUGUAGACAUUGAGGAGUCGCAACGCAGGGGAGCUCAACUUCUGAAGUUUUAUCAAGAGGAUUCCGCUCUAAAAUGCAGUCGAGCAUGUUGCCUCACUCGUAAUUUCUCCUGCAAUCUUGCUGUGUAUCACUUCAACACCACCCAAGAUAGUGUCAACUGCUUUCACCUCCACUGCCCCAGCCUGGAGAGCUGCAUCCUCAGAUACAGAGGCAAUGUCAUCCUCUAUAACGUCACCAAAGGUGUAGAUCCAGACCUGUUGGUUUUUGGGAAGUACUUCACCUCCAAUGUGCGUCUGUGGCCGCACAUGGCGUCCUCUAAGCUGAAUGCCUCAGAGCCAUUGGUCACCGACAAACGUCACUUCAGUUGGCCGCCUGUCCAGCCUUUGACGUACGCCCAGACUAAACAGACAAGCACCACUCCCCAGAGGUCCUCCCAGCAAACCUCCUCUACCAUCUCCACCACCAUCACAGAGACACCCAAAAACACUACUCCCAACGUCACACUCAGUACCAGUGCAACACCACUACUUAAUGCGGUCACAACAAUCACCCUCACCCAUCACUCAAGUGUCCGGACAGCCCUUCCCACACAGACUACCCGCAGCUACACCACCACCACCAGUAAGACAACCAGUACUCCACUUACAGUCCCUCCUCCACAGCACACCACAGCUUCACCUCCAGAGACCAACAGCAGCUACAUCACGUCCCUUACCGUGCCUGCCAACAUCGAAGGAGACAAGCCUUACCCCAACGACACCAAGGGCUACAUCAGCCGCAACUACACCACCACGGACGGCCAGCCACCUGACGGAGGGGACUUGACCCCAGUGUGGCAUCUAGCUACUAGCACGGCGUUGGUUGUCUUGGUUGCAUGUGCUACGCUGCUGUUUGGCUGUUGCUGCUCUGUUUUGCUGGGAGUAAGCUGGAGGGGGAGGAGGAGGAGGAAAGGGCGAUACCGCACAGCCUGGAGGGGCAAGAGAGGCUCCAUGCGCCUCAUUAAGUAUGUCAUUGUCAGGGAGAGCUUCUGA